Messenger RNA from Aspergillus oryzae RIB40, 417 nucleotides. RefSeq lists its product as uncharacterized. The record is from RefSeq and is a predicted model, not a curated record. The coding region runs from base 1 to 417 and encodes 138 amino acids. The transcript has 3 exons. Lineage: Eukaryota; Fungi; Ascomycota; Eurotiomycetes; Eurotiales; Aspergillaceae.
AUGACUUACGUCUUGUACAUUCCCCUGUUCAUCUCUAAAUCUAGUAUAGAGAAAGUCUUCCUCUGCUCGAACUGGGCGUAUCUUCGUCUUGAGGAUAAACUUAAACCGAAUCAGAUGUUCCCGUACGACGAUCAGGAUCCUGAUGAUACCACCGGUUACACGGUUGACGAAUAUGUGAAGAAGUUGGAUCGGGAAUUUGGGCUGGUUGUUUGUGGCUUCAAUGAUCCUGCGAGGAUAUGUAUCAUCUGGUCCCCCGGUGGAAGUCACAAAUCCGUAGGUCAUAUCCAAGUCAAAUACAACGGAAACUGGGAGAGCAAGAUCUCAACUGAGUAUUGGGUCAUUACACAUGGCGAGGAUGAUUUUCAGCACCUUACCAAUGGGAACUUGGUGAAAAUGCAAGCAUUCAAGCGAGGAUAG